Molecule: messenger RNA, 1485 nt
Organism: Rhodamnia argentea
Lineage: Eukaryota; Viridiplantae; Streptophyta; Magnoliopsida; Myrtales; Myrtaceae
Product: putative RING-H2 finger protein ATL21A
Exons: 5
Coding region: 133-1485 (450 amino acids)
Molecular function (GO): polysaccharide binding
Source: RefSeq, a predicted model, not a curated record
UCGCCUUUUCCCUUUGAUUGUUUCAACGUUAUGUCUUUCUAAUGACCUACAUAACUCCACCCGUUUUGGGCCGGCUAAAUAAACUAAGGCACAUCCUGUGGUCUUGUCCUUGAGUAGGUACGUAAGAUAUUAAUGAUAUCUCCUUCAAAAGGAAAGAAAUCUUUCUUUAGAAAAAAGAGGAAGAAGAACCUUAACUUCCAAAGUACAACCCUAGCUACUCUCCGUUAUGUGCCUCUCAUGGCUUCCUCCGCCAUCUUCUUCUCUUUCUUCCUCGGCCUCUCUCUACAUGUCUCUGCCGAUAAACCCAGCGAUAUAUGUCCGGUAAGAGUUUGUCACCCUCACGGUCCUGAGAUUCGCUUCCCUUUCCGAGUAAGAGACUUCCAUCCCGAGCGAUGCGGCUAUCCUGGCUUCGACCUCUCGUGCAACAUCCGAGGCCAAGCGAUUCUCCAGUUGCCCAACUUGCAGUACUUCGUCGUUGACCUCAUUAACUACGAGCAGCAGUACGUGGUGCUCAAGGAACCGAGCAGCUGCCUGGCGAAGCGGCUUCAGAACUUGACGCUUUCGAGCUCGCCCUUCCUAGCGGAAGAGUACGGGAGCUACACGUUUGCAAGUUGCAUCGAAGAUCUAUCGUUGGAGCCUGGGAUCGAACGGGUGGACUGCCUCAGCGAUCAACGAAACAACGUGCUGUACAGUAGUACCGGCAAUUUCUAUGCUUCUUGGUACUUCUCGGUGUUCAAAUGUCAGAAUUGGACCGUGUCAGUUCCGGUGUCGUCGCAAUAUCCAACGAAUAUUACCGAGAGGGUUGUCCUGAGGUGGGAUCUAUGGGAUUGUGGAGGGUGCGAGAAAAGUGGCGGGAGGUGCGGGCUCAAGAUAGCCGCAGGCUCCGAUGUUGGAUGCUUCGGUAGACAUGGUGCGUGCCUAGAUUCGCUGCUUCCGCCCGAGAUUUAUGUUAUUAACCCCCUCGAGAGAGACUCGAAGCGCCCCCAAUGGCGUCGCUGGCAAUUACCUAGGCCCAAUGAUAAUACCUGCGCGAUUUGCCUGUCAGAGUACCAGCCCAAGGAGACACUCCGGACCAUCCCUGCAUGUGGACACUACUUCCACGCCCAGUGCAUCGACCGGUGGCUCAGACGAAAUGCUUCUUGUCCGUUGUGCCGCGGUCACAAGGGGGAAGUUCUAUCGUCGGAGCCCGGGAUCGAACAGGUCAACUGCCUCAGUGAUCAACGAAACAACAUGCUGUUCAGCAGUACAGGGAACUUCUACGCUUUUCGUGGGAUCAACCCGGAUCAUCGAGUCUCUGAGAAAAGUGGUGGGAGGUGCGGGCUCAAGGGAUCCGCAGGCUCCGAUGUUGGAUGCUUUGGUAGCCAUGGUUGGCCCUUCUACACGUUUUGCUUCCAUCUUACCGUGCAGUCUAACUCGAAUUUGUAUCUUGACGACGGUACUACCAAGAAGUUCACGAGUGCAAAGAUUUCGCUUCCUCACUUUUGA